This is a messenger RNA of Hermetia illucens (black soldier fly), 599 nucleotides long. RefSeq lists its product as uncharacterized. Lineage: Eukaryota; Metazoa; Arthropoda; Insecta; Diptera; Stratiomyidae. The transcript has 3 exons. The coding region runs from base 47 to 385 and encodes 112 amino acids. The record is from RefSeq and is a predicted model, not a curated record.
GAAAAUUGAAAUUUUCAUAAAUACGUAUAAGUAAGACGUGUUCGAGAUGUUUAAGUUGAUCUACACCUGCAACUUGUUAAUUUUGAUGACCUACUUAGUUUUCUGCGAUGAACAUCCACAACACCCGAACAAUUUAGCCAGUACUUUUAGUGAAAUUAAUAGCGAUGGCACUUUCGAACUCAGUUCAGCAGCAGGCAAUACCAUCAUACUACUUGCAGGCUCCAUGAUAGAAAUAAAUGGAACUCAAUCAUUUGAAAUUUUCGGUUACUAUAGCAAUGGAACUUGCCUUAUAAAGUGGGAUGCAAAUGGAACUUAUAUUUCUGGUUGCGCACCACCUGUGGCUCCUGCUCUUGCACCAAGAACCGUGGCAACGAUCCUUGGAUAAAUAUUCUUUCUUCUUCAUCUUCAAUUUAGUCGGAAAUAACCUCAAAGAUGCUAAGUUUUUUUUCCAAGAAGGAGGUAAGGGAUAAUUCGUUGGGAGUAGCGAUUAACAUUACUGCGACCUCUUAUAGUAAUGGUUUCGUCGUACAUUUAACACUAAUUCAUACGGUGAUGGUCAGUGCUUUCUUGAAUUAAAAUAAAUGGUGUCCCAACUUAGA